Nyctereutes procyonoides (raccoon dog) is the source of this 6198-nucleotide messenger RNA. RefSeq names its product CDK2 associated cullin domain 1 (gene CACUL1). Lineage: Eukaryota; Metazoa; Chordata; Mammalia; Carnivora; Canidae. The coding region runs from base 233 to 1342 and encodes 369 amino acids. The transcript is spliced from 9 exons. Gene Ontology annotation, molecular function: ubiquitin protein ligase binding. The record is from RefSeq and is a predicted model, not a curated record. Gene Ontology annotation, biological process: ubiquitin-dependent protein catabolic process.
GCUAGAGCCCGGGAGCGCCCACCGCCGUCAGCCGUGUCUCUCUGGAGUCGGCCCGGCGGACGCGGGGAGCCCCGGCGCGCCGCUGCCUGCCCCGCCGCGCCCGCGCCCGCGCCCGCGCCCGCGCCGGCCGCCGGCGAUGUGAGCUCGCGGAGGCCGCGGUGCCCCCUGGCCCGGGGUUGCGACGGGCGGCAGGUGCCUGUGAGGCGGCGGGCGCUGGGGGCCGGCCUGCAGGAUGGAGGAAAGCAUGGAAGAGGAGGAGUGGGGCAGCUACGUGGCGAUGAUGGACGACCAGAACCACAACAACUGGGAGGCCGCGGUGGACGGCUUCCGGCAGCCCCCGCCGCCCCCGCCGCCCCCCUCGUCCAUCUCGGCCCCCGCGCGAGAGCCGCCGGGGGGGCCGCUGCUGGCGGUGCCCGCGGCCUCGGUGGACAGGAAAGGCCCCAAGGAGGGGCUCUCGAUGGGGCCGCCGCCCCCGCCCGAGGCCAACGGGGUGAUCAUGAUGUUGAAGAGCUGCGACUCGGCCGCCGCCGUGGCCAAGGCGGCCCCCGCCCCCACCCCCAGCUCCACCAUCAACAUCAACACCUCCACCUCCAAGUUCUUAAUGAAUGUUAUAACUAUUGAAGAUUAUAAGAGCACAUACUGGCCAAAAUUGGAUGGUGCCAUAGAUCAGCUUUUAACUCAGAGUCCUGGUGACUAUAUCCCCAUAUCCUAUGAACAGAUAUACAGUUGUGUGUAUAAAUGUGUCUGCCAGCAGCACUCAGAACAGAUGUACAGUGAUCUGAUUAAAAAGAUAACUAAUCACCUAGAGCGAGUCUCCAAGGAGCUGCAGGCCAGCCCUCCAGAUCUCUAUAUUGAAAGAUUUAAUAUAGCUCUUGGACAGUAUAUGGGAGCAUUGCAGAGCAUUGUGCCUCUUUUCAUAUAUAUGAAUAAGUUUUACAUCGAAACCAAGCUUAACAGAGACCUAAAAGAUGAUCUUAUAAAGCUGUUUACGGAACAUGUUGCAGAAAAGCACAUUUACAGCCUAAUGCCUUUACUUUUAGAAGCCCAGUCAACACCAUUUCAGGUCACACCUUCAACUAUGGCAAAUAUUGUGAAAGGCCUGUACACUCUCAGACCAGAGUGGGUUCAGAUGGCUCCAACUCUGUUUUCUAAAUUUAUUCCAAACAUUCUCCCUCCGGCGGUGGAAUCUGAACUUUCUGAAUAUGCUGCUGAAGAUCAGAAACUUCAAAGAGAACUUAUACAGAAUGGUUUUACGAGAGGUGACCAGUCCCGGAAAAGAGCUGGGGAUGAGUUGGCUUAUAACAGCUCAUCAGCAUGUGCAAGUUCCAGAGGGUACAGAUAGUGAAUGUAUUGAAUGUACUUUCUUCUUGAAAAGAGGACACACUGGAGCUGCAGAGACUGUAUUCAGAGCACAGUGGGGGGCCUGCAGACACUCAGGAGUCUGAUACGAAGUUGUUCUUGGAAGAGGAUGUUGGACUUCUUACUUUGGUUUGUAAUUUUAAAAAACAAAAAACUAACAAAAACAAACAGUUGCUGCUAGACUUGGGGAUGAUUUUGAAAUGGGACAAUCUUUUAAUGAGUUCAUCUACAGAUUCUGUGAGGAACAAGCAUCUUGAAAAGUGACCAUUGCUAAGGGAAAUCCAGCAGCCAACAUCAGCAGCUUCCUCCAAAAUUAUAAGAGCAGAAGAAUUUUUUUUUUUAAGCACUUGUUUUGUUCAUUUGUGGACUUGGCACUUCAGCAUAUUGGCUCUACACAUCAGGAUCUCUUUUGCUUUAAAAUCAAACAUCAUUACGAUACAGUGUUUUUCACCCAUUACCAAAACAACCCCCUUUUUAAAGAGUUGGUCUUUGUUUAGCAUUAGAAAGUCUUGUUAAAGGAAAAUGCUAACUCUCCUUCUGCUACAACUUCCCCUCACCAGUUCACAACUUUUUUCUACUCUGUGCCUUGAGCUUUGUGCACUUUGCAACUCUGUGACCAUGUUGUUCAACCCACACAUGCUUCCUGAAAAAGUUUAUGGUAUCACAGACUAACCCCCACUAAGUGUUCAGGUUGACUUUGUAGCAGGACGCUAAGUGGGGAGAUAGAAGCAUGUUGCUCAUUGGUCAGACUUCCCUCUCCCUCCCCAUGGCAUAUUCGUGUUAAUGUUGGGGACCAACUCUUGUAGAACAUAUCCAUUCCCUCUGUCACUUCACAUGAUUUCACCAACUGCUGUAGUAUUGGCAUUAUGCUAUUGUAGGGGUGGGCUGUAUUUUAGCACUAAAGCUCCCUUUUUAGUAUUGUGGAGAAAUUACCAGUGGUGACAGCUAGUUACUGUGAUGCUGUAGGAAGCAGAUAUGGUUGUUAAAUCCAAAUAUAAUAAUUGGUGUCAGAUUCCUGAUCCAUUUCAUUUUAAAUGGGUGAGAUAGGUACUUUAAAAAAAGUCUGCAGUCUGCAUAUUUUUUAGCAUUAUUUUCAAGUAUAAUAGAGAAGUAGCACUGCUGUUUCAAGCUUCCUUCCAGCUGUGACACAGCUAUGUAUUUUUUUUUUCUACACCCACAGUUCUGUUUAGUUUCUUUUAGUUUCUUUUAAAGCUUAUUCUAGUUGUUUUUGGAAGGCAAAGAGAAAUAGAUGUGGCAGGUGAAAAUAUUUUUCUUCUCAAUUUUGUUUGAAUCUAAAUUGAGCAUAUGCUUGACUUGAUUUGGUGAUGUCACACUAUAUUUACCUCUUCAGAGAACUUAGGGGCAAAACAAGAUCUAUCAGGGACACUGUCACACUUCUGAUUGUCAGGUGUUUCAUAAAGUUGGCCUCUGCCAAUUCAGUUUGUCUUUUUUUUGGGAACAGGCUGGUUGGGAGAAUUUGAAGUGUGAUGAUAGGAGCAAGUAAGUCAUCUGAUAGAAGUCUCUGUAAAAUUAUCGUUCAGAGAAGUAAACAUAUAAAGGUUGUCAGAUUUAUUUUUUAAGUACUUAUCAACCAGAGUUGGUGGAUUUUGCGGAGGACUUUGAAUUAACUCUAUGAGCAUCUUAGAUUGUAUCAAUAAACACUGAAUUACUGUAAGAAUAUAUACAGGCUCUCACUGUGCCCUGUACAGGUUGAUUUGCUACCCCAGCGACAUUCUGGGGUUAAGGAAGAAUUCCAUUCUAUCAUGAAGUCCAAAUUUUACUUUUUGCCAUGGAAUGCUUGCUGUGGGCUUAUAUAUAACACCUGUGACUAAUGUCUCUACUGAGUGGUUUUAAUAAUAAUUCUGAAAGGAAUAAAAUUGGGAUGUUUCUUUAAAUGUGGAUGAAUUCUUCAUUAUCCUAAUAAUGUGCCCAAAUGCCUUUUUUCUGGGAGAGUAUUCUUUGGCCAACAAUGGAACUUUUUCUAUAAAAGCACUGUAUUAUGUUGUGAAUUGGCAUUAAAAUCUUCAUAUGCUUUUGCAUUAUUAAGUUAAUGGAGAAAUAUUUCAUACUGUCUUUUUAUUAUUAUGUGUGUGUUAACAAGUGAGCAAAGUUUGCAGAAUUUAGCUUCUCUAAAUAUUUGCACAGUGACUACAGCUCCCUCUGGGCCAGGGCUUGGCACUGCAGAGCCGUGAAUGGAAGGCACUAUAGAAAGAAUACACACAUCCUCCUAGUGCAUGAGACUUUUGGUUGUGACUCAACGUGGCCCCUUGAGGUACAUUGCAGGAUGAAAAACCUAUUUCUUUAAGUAGAAAUUGGCCUUGCUUGUUUAAUUGGGUUUCUAAACAAAAUUCUAAGUUUGUAGCAUGAGAGGAAAUAGAUUUGCCCUCCAUUUUGUAUUGACUAAGCCCAGUUGACCAGAAAGUAUUUUCUUCUCAUGUUUACUUGUAUUCUUCUUGCCAGUACAGUAUCUAGUUUCUCCACCUCAGUUCAAUACUGGUUUUUGUGAGGCUCAAAUCAUUGAGGACAGAAAAUUGUGCAUUGAUUGCCUUAUUAGUCAAUACGUAGUUGAUUUGGCGAGCCUGACUGGUGUGUACGUGCAGCCUGAAACUAGACUCUUCCAAAAGAAAGCCAGUUCAGUUCCCUUAGAGUAAAGACAUGUCAUAGUAAAUGACGAUUGUUUUGAAAGACGGUACUUACUUGAAAAGUUGGCCUUAUGCUCGAGUAAUGGUGUCAUCUCCUGUUCUCUGUGGUCACGGCUGCACCCUAGCCUGACAGGAACUUCUACUUUGUUUUCUGUGGGGCAGAAAGCAAAACCUGGUAUAGUGACUCUUAAUCAACUAGUACUUAGGUAGAGUUAGAAGAAACACAAACUUGGAUGCAUGUGUUGUGCAUUACUAAAUUUUGUGAGAAAGUUACUUUUUUUUUCUGUCCCUUUCACAAUUCUGAGGCAGUUCCUUUCCCUUUCUUUGGGGUAUAGGAUGAAAACUGAUUGGUUAAGUGAGGUUGCAAGAGAAUGGAUAGAUGUCCACGGCCACUAACACUGCAUGCACGUCUCCAGUGCUACAGCCCCUAAAGCUGCCACUCCCCUUGCUAUAUAUGCCAUGCUUUCUGUCGGGUUGCAAAUUUGCACACAUGAAGAAUUCCUCAGGAAGAGAUUGCACAUGCAUCGCCUUGCAAUAUUCUGUACUGACCGAACAAGGGAUUUGAAGGUUUUUCAGCACAAAAGGAGAACUUCAGAGUGGUGGUCUGUGCACACGUACUAGCAAAGGUAAUCGUGAUCUAGCAAAUGCGAUUGGUUUCUGCAGAAUAAAGUGAGCAGGAGCACUUGUAUCAUAGUAUUUAAAUAAGCCUGUUUAAUCUCUAGAGUAGCCCUUCCAGAUUUUGCCUUCUUUUCUUAUUGAGACUGGCUAUAUUUUUGUCUGUUUUUUCUGUUUUGUGGCAGUUAUUUUCAUGAUUAUUAUAGAGGCAAUGCCCUUGAGCUAAAAUUCAGUUAAUAAGCAGCUAUUAAAAAUAACUGAACAUUGUUUUAUGAACAUACACUAAUCUGAGAUUUUAAAACUAAAAAGCAAAACAAAAAAACCUAUAUUAGGUAUCUAGUCAGCUUGGAAGUUUUGAGUUGUAUUUUUUUAUGGUAUCUCAUUGGACUUUAGAGUAUUAUGUUUACUUUAGUCCAGGUCUAAGCCUCUUGAGGGGACUAUAGAUUGUAAGAUCUGGAUGUGAAUCCCUAGACUGACACCUAGAAUAGGUUUAUAGGACCUUUUCGGUUGUGGUUGCAGUUGCAGUUUUCAGUAAGAUUGCAUAAGAUGAAAUUCAUGUUUAUCAGAAGUUAAAAUAGAAGUUAUAGGAGUUCUUGGAGAAAGGGCUUUCUUGUUACUUUCAUUACCUUGUUGAAAUUUGCCCCAGUUUCUAGCCACCAGAAUUGAUGAAAGGAGACCCUGUUGUUUUUCAAAGGUAAUAAUUCCUGUUUUGUGCCCAUCAUUGAUAAACCAGGUCACUGACACUUUCCCUUCUACCCUGGCCAAGACCCUAUUCUGAACUUCUUUCCAGAGCUAAGUGGCACAAGUACAUAUAUUAUUUCUGCUGAUGUUGAUGGUGUGGCUGUGGGAGAAUUCAACAAAAUACUCAUCAGAAGUACAUUCUUAUAGGACCUCAGUAUGCAUUGUACCCCUGCCGGUUGGAAAUUAUCUUCGUUUCUGGUUGGACUGCAUUGUUUAGAAAAAUGUUAAUGGUUUAUAAUUCUAGGGAAUUUAUAGUGUGGCUCUGGGGUAAAUUUUGUGGUUUGGAAAAAAAUAAAUAUUUUGUAUUGAUUCUAACAUGUCAUUUCAAUGUGGUAACAAUGUACUAAAUGCAAUAAGAUUGUAGAUAUUCUCUUAGAAGGGUAUGUUUUGUUAAACAGAUGGCAAUUUAAUGUUCUCAUUAGCCCUGUUUGUCAAUAUUACAACCAUGCAAUUCAGGAGAAAUUAUUCAAAUGUGAAGUUGUGGGGAGCUAUGGCGGAAACAGGAAUGCUUAUGAAUAAAUGGGAAGUCAAACGCAGGCAAGAGGCUCUUGCCACCCACCAACCCAGCCAGAGCAAGGAUGACGCAAUCAAGUCUAGUCCCUGGUGGUGCUUAUUUGUUGGAAAGCAUGGUGGAGCUUAGAAUAGGGUGUUCUGUAUACCAACUCUUUUAUUCAAGAAAAACAAAAUGGUGGAUGAAACUCUUUUUGAUUAGGGAUUAAAGCCACUGACUUUGGCUCUUACCUUUAACUUUUGAUGGAUUUGGAUUUACUCCUUGUGUAUUAGGGUGUAUACCAUCACUCAAAAACAUUGUGGUUAAUGAAAUAAAUCUUGUAUAGAUGUC